GCCUUAUUACAAGGAAGUCUAGUUCCAUCUGUACUGAAGGUAAAUAUAAUAUAUGAGAAUGUAGAGGUCUUGCAUGGAAGUGAGGAUAGAGAGCAAAGCCAUUUUUUUCUACUACAGAAGCAUGUAACAUUGAAUAAUAUGGAUGAAUUACAUGGGAAUGGGCUCAACAAUAGCAAGCAGUGCACACUGAAGGAACAGGGGAAAAAUGAUUCUACUCUGCAGACAUCUCAAGUGGAAAGAAUGAACAAUGGGAAAGGUGCAGAAAUAGAAUCUCAAGUUCAUCCAUAUAAAGUUGAACCUCAAUCCAGAUUAAUACUUCAGAACAUAAGUAGAAAAGGGAUUAAAGCUUCUACUCAAAUAUUUCAAGGCAAUAAAGUUGAUUACUUUGCAGUAACUAAGGAAGGAAAUUAUCUAUCUCCGAAAGGUAGUUCCUUCACAGCGAGAGAGGGUUCUUACAUGAAAAACUCAAGUUACUUCUCUCUACAGGAUGUGGUAUCAGAUGAUUGA
Dovyalis caffra is the source of this 507-nucleotide messenger RNA. The record is from the annotation of a GenBank genome assembly. NCBI's taxonomy places the organism in Eukaryota, Viridiplantae, Streptophyta, Magnoliopsida, Malpighiales, Salicaceae.